Molecule: messenger RNA, 1814 nt
Organism: Silurus meridionalis
Lineage: Eukaryota; Metazoa; Chordata; Actinopteri; Siluriformes; Siluridae
Gene: cdk15
Product: cyclin-dependent kinase 15
Exons: 14
Coding region: 58-1449 (463 amino acids)
Biological process (GO): protein phosphorylation
Cellular component (GO): cytoplasm; nucleus; cytosol
Molecular function (GO): ATP binding; cyclin-dependent protein serine/threonine kinase activity; cyclin binding
Source: RefSeq, a predicted model, not a curated record
GAGGGAGGGAGUGUGUGUGUGUUUUGCGUGUGAGUGAAGCACAACUUGUUGGCGUGCAUGCGAUGCUGCUGUUACUGUUGCUGUGAGCUACAAGUAGGACCAGGUAAAUUCUCACAGGUUCACAAUGUCCUUCCAGAUGUGCCGGCCACUGUGAGGCUGCACAGCUGUCCACACCUCUGGAUCUUUUUGGUCAGCAUGCAGAAUCUCCGACAUGCUGCGACUGAAGCGUUCCAGCGUCUGGGUUUAAAGCGGAGACACCUGGGCUAUCGGGAGCUGGGAGAGUUGGAUGGUGUGGAGACUCCUCAGCCUCAGUGGUUUCACACUCUACAAGUGCGCAGGCUGAGAGCGCAGAGAGGACGCAGCAACAGUGACCCACUCGGGGGCAAGAACUUUCAGGAGUUUCAAUGGAACACAGGGCUGCAGUUUGGAACGGCGAAUUCAUACCUGAACCUGGAGAAACUUGGAGAAGGUGCAUACGCUACAGUGUACAAAGGAAUAAGCAGGAUAAAUGGGCACUUGGUGGCGCUCAAGGUGAUUCGAAUGAAAACAGAGGAAGGCGUACCGUUCACAGCGAUCAGAGAGGCCUCUCUCUUAAAAGGCCUCAAGCAUGCCAACAUCGUCCUGCUCCAUGACAUCAUCCACACGCGCGAGUCCCUCACCUUCGUCUUCGAGUACAUGCAAACAGACUUGGCUCAGUAUAUGAUCCAGCAUCCAGGAGGACUUCACCCAUGGAAUGUUCGUAUCUUCAUGUUCCAGCUGUUGCGAGGUUUAUCAUACAUCCACAGCAGGAGGAUUCUGCAUCGGGACCUGAAACCUCAGAACCUGCUCAUCAGCUACAUGGGCGAGCUGAAACUGGCCGACUUUGGUCUAGCCAGGUCAAAGUCAAUCCCAUGCCAGACAUACUCUGCGGAAGUCGUGACCCUGUGGUACAGACCACCUGAUGUUCUCCUGGGGUCCACAGAUUAUUCAACAGCACUGGAUAUCUGGGGCGCAGGCUGCAUUUUUAUCGAGAUGCUCCAGGGGGUGCCUGCGUUCCCCGGCGUGGCUGAUGCUUUCGAGCAGUUGGUGAAGAUCUGGAGAGUUCUCGGCAUGCCCACGGAGGAGAGCUGGCCGGGAGUGAGCGAGCUGCCGAACUAUAAAUCGGAAUGCUUCCUGCCCUGCAAACCCCAGCAAUUCAGAGAUGUCUGGAAAAGAUUUGCACAGUUACCCUAUAAGACGGAGGACCUGGCGCAGCAGAUGUUGACCGUGAUCCCCAAAGAAAGGAUUUCAGCCCAGGAUGCGUUACACCAUCCCUACUUCAGCACUCUGCCACCGCCUGUGAUGCAGCUGCGGGACACCGUAUCUGUCUUUAAGGUGCCUGGGGUGAGAUUGGAGUCGGAAGUAAGCGAUAUCUUCAGCCCCAACAUAAGGAUGAAAUCCUCCCUCAUGCCCGAGGGAAAAUGCUGGUGAUUGGCUCCUGCUGGUCUGCAUCGACCACACAGAAGAGGAGGAAAGAAGAAGAAGAAGAAAAGCAGGGACGAAAAAAAAACCACUCUUUUGUUAAUGGAGGGUCAUCGUCCAAUUGCAGUGACUGUGCAGUGGUCAGGUCUUGGGAAGGAUGGAUAAAUGGAUGGAAGUAUGGAUGGAUGGAUGGAUGGUUAUGGUGGAUGUGCUGGAGUCGAGAUGUUCUUAAAGCUGUGGUAUUGAAAUCAGUAAACAUGUAGCCCAGAGUUGCGAACAUUGCAGUAUUUUGUGUUUUAAAGUAUUUCGAGGCCGUUUCCGACUAAAAUUCAGUGAGAACAAAUUCAAAUAAAGCGGAACGGACGUGAAAGGUG